AUGGCUGCGAAGAACGUCCUUCGCAGAGGAGUCCUCUAUGUCCCCGGAUCCUCACAGCGCUUCCUGGACAAAUCCCGCACCCUCACGGCCGAUUGCAUCGCCUACGACCUCGAAGACAGCGUCACGCCGGCGAAGAAGGCCGAAGCCCGCACACUCGUCCGCAAGGCCCUGGACCAGGAGUCGCCUCCCAACAUAAAAGAGCGGGCGGUGCGCAUAAACAGCGUCGGUAGCGGCCUGGCGCUGGGCGACCUGGAGGAAGUGGUCAAGUCGCCGAACCUGACGACGCUGGUCGUGCCCAAGGUGGAGAGCGCGAGCGACCUGACCUUCAUCAGCGACGUGCUCGCGCACGCCCGCUCGCGGGACCACCUGCAGGCCAAGGGCGAGAUCAGCGUGCUGGCGCUGAUCGAGUCGGCCAAGUCGCUGCUCAACCUGCCCGAGAUCUGCCGCGCCGCGCCGCACCUGCUGCAGGGCCUCGUUUUCGCAGCCGAGGACUUCGCGCUGGACAUGAGCAUCACGCGCACGCCCUCGCUCUCCGAGUUCCUCUACGCCCGCCAGCUGAUCGCCACCGCCGCGCGCGCCCACAACCUGCCCUCCACCAUCGACCUGGUCGCCACGGCCUUCCGGGGCGAGGGCGACGAGGAGGCGCUCGUGCGCGAGUGCGAGGAGGGCAAGCGCAUGGGCUAUAACGGCAAACAGUGCAUCCAUCCGUCGCAGGUGGCCACCGUGCAGCGGAUCUUCUCCCCGAGCGACAAGGAGGUCGAGUGGGCGGUCCGGAUCGUCAUUGCCCAGAAGCGGGCCGAGGAGAUGGGCAAGGGUGCCUGGAGUCUGGACGGUAAGAUGAUCGACAAGCCCGUCGAGGGCAAGGCGGAACGGAUCGUCGAGAAGGCCGCUUUGUGCGGCAUGGAUGUCGAAGGGUUGAAGGAGAAGUGGAAGGAUCAGAUGCCCGAGUGA
Molecule: messenger RNA, 951 nt
Organism: Fonsecaea erecta
Lineage: Eukaryota; Fungi; Ascomycota; Eurotiomycetes; Chaetothyriales; Herpotrichiellaceae
Exons: 2
Coding region: 1-951 (316 amino acids)
Biological process (GO): oxaloacetate metabolic process
Molecular function (GO): magnesium ion binding; catalytic activity
Source: RefSeq, a predicted model, not a curated record